CCAUGGAUUCUGCCAAUGACAGCUACGACGAAAUCAUGGCGCAGGCCGGUAACGAUGGCAAAUUCCAGCGCCGCUACAAUCUUCUCUUCAACUUCGGUGCCAUCUGCUUUGCGUCCAUGUCGUACAUGAGCAUCAUCCUGGCGCUCAAUAAACCGCCCCACAACUGUCACGUACCCGGCAUGGAACUGUACAACAUUACCGAUGCGAACCUAUGGAAAAAUCUUACCUUACCCAGAGAAACGGAUAACCGUGGACAGCUUGGAUACAGCAAAUGUCAGAUGUACAACGUCACCGAGGAGCAUCUGAAGCGUCACUACUCGGAAUGGCAGGAAUUUCAAAGUAGCGACAUCAUCGACUGCGCGUACGGGUACGACUACGAUCGCACCUAUUACGACCGGACGCCCAUCACCGAGUACGAUUGGAUCUGCGAUAAGGGUUUCCGCGAGACGAACAUUUUCAUCUACAACCGGCUCGGUGAACUCGUCGGUACCGUCAUCUUUGGCCACCUGGGCGAUACAUUAGGCCGCCGGCCGGUGUUUUACCUGAGCAUACUGAUCAUUACGGCCGGUCGUCUGGUUUCGAUGUUUACUGCCGCCCACUACGUCGUGUUCUGCAUAGCGGCCGUCGUCGGCAGCCUGACGGCACACUCCAUCUUUCAGACACCUUUGAUCAUUGCGAUGGAGAUAUCGAAAAGCGAAAGACGCGGCCACAUUUCGAUGAUGCAGUGCAUCGGUUGGACGACCGGUUUGUGCAUCCUGCCGAUGGUGUUCUGGGCUACAAAGGACUGGUUCUGGGCAUUGCUGAUUGUAACGAUGCCGAUCGCUGUGUUCGUAUUUAUCCCGAGAUACACGAUUGAAUCGCCCCGAUGGCUAGCGACACGCGGAAACUAUCGGCAGGCCAUGGAGCAGCUGCGGAAAAUUGCAACUAUCAACGGCAUCCGGGAGCUGCCGUACGACGAGAGUGUGCUGGAAAAGCGACUUGCCAACCAUCGGACCGACACCGUGUACGGGCUCGCCUCGCUAUUCAUCGGAUGGCGAAUGGCAAAGAACACGUUGCUCGUUAUCCUGUGUUGGACGGUGUGCAGCGUGACAUACUUUACGCUGGUGCUGCUUAGCUCACGUAUGGACGGCAAUCCGUUCCUAAACUUCAUGUACCAGGGACUGAUUGAAGUGCCGGCAGCUUACAUGGGCCAGCGCGCUAGUGACCGCUACGGCCGACGGGCAACCAACGCACUUGCCCUCUGCUGUGCGACGGUCGUCUGCAUCGUGCUGGUGAUGAUUGUGCGUGAUCCGGCCAGCGAAAUGGCGGCCACGAUUCUGGCAACGGUAGUGAAGUUUUGCAUCAGCAUCACCUUCUUUGCCGUCAAUCUGCAAUCGAUCGAGAUCUAUCCGACCUGCUUGCGGCAAACGGGUAUGGCCGUCGGUACGAUCGCGGCCACCAUCUUCGGAAUCGUUGGACCGUACGUCGUGCAUCUCGGCACGGAAUAUGACGUACGCUAUCCGUUCCUGGUGAUGGGACUCUCGUCGGCGGUGGGCAUUUUUGCGGCACUCUUCCUGCCCGAAACCCUGCAUCAGUCACUGCCGAACACGAUUGAGGAAGCGCAGGAAUUUGGCAAGAAUCAACGGUUCUGGUCAUUGCCGAAGGCACCAUCAAAAUCUCAAGCAUCGGCAACCCGAACGGAUGCAAAACCAGAAGAAACGUUCCGAUUGGCAGUACCCGAAGGUGAAGAGGAGACGGUCAGUGUUGGGACUAAAUAA
Molecule: messenger RNA, 1757 nt
Organism: Anopheles maculipalpis
Lineage: Eukaryota; Metazoa; Arthropoda; Insecta; Diptera; Culicidae
Product: beta-alanine transporter
Exons: 7
Coding region: 3-1757 (584 amino acids)
Biological process (GO): transmembrane transport
Cellular component (GO): membrane
Molecular function (GO): transmembrane transporter activity
Source: RefSeq, a predicted model, not a curated record